Molecule: messenger RNA, 1439 nt
Organism: Eucalyptus grandis
Lineage: Eukaryota; Viridiplantae; Streptophyta; Magnoliopsida; Myrtales; Myrtaceae
Exons: 7
Coding region: 267-1094 (275 amino acids)
Source: RefSeq, a predicted model, not a curated record
CACGGCGAACGUGGUCGAGAGAGAGAGAGAGAGAGUCGCGAGGAUUCUCUUGGCCUUGCUCAAUUCGCGGACAAGCAACAUCCACCUGCAAGCCACGGCCAUUUGGUCUCGACCCUAUUCUUACCCACCUCCUACAAUCGUGUUGCGAACUGGGGAAACGUUCCUUCAAUCGGCACAAGCACAGACCACCAAUUGGGCCUCGAGUCAGAGGAGAUUGCAGCGUUGAGCUUUUGAAGAAAGAAUUUUUUUCGUUUGAAUUGAUCGGUAUGCAAGUACCCAGAUGGCGAAACUUGUUGGUGAUCAAGGAUUCGUUGAUGGGUUCACCGUCUGCGGGGGUUCGUUCUGCUGCUUUUCACUCGACUCCGGCCGCUUGCGAUAAAUGGAAGAGUAAAUGGAACUCUGAUUUUGCUAGAGGUGGUCAACAGCCAUCUAAGAACUAUAUCAGAUAUGCAACACGCCAGAAGCGUGCAGAUACAAAGAAGGCUCUGAAAGAUCUCCUCUUGAACAGCGGGUCCUCUAGAUUUUCAUUCCAGGACAAGGGCCCUGCCUGGAAUAUUGAUGAGACAGAAAAUCAGUCAGAUAAUUGUGGUGAUAGAGGUAGAUCAAAGUCAUCUUCUCGGCGUGCUGGGAAGAGCCACCAAAAGAAAAUGAAGCGAAAGUUUAGAAGGGAGAGCUUCUGUGAGGACCUAGAUGAUCAUCCUGAGACGGUAUUUCAAGCAACGUUCGGGAAUAGGUGGUAUACUUGGUCUUUCAAUUCAAGGCACUCCUUUUCCUUUGAAAAUGUAUCGUCUGGUUUCCAGUGGAGAGAGGAUUUCAACUGUGGGAACCGCAGAACAAGAGAAUGGGAAACGGCAAGUGAAGCAGAGUCUGAUGACGAGUCCAUUAGAAUAGGAUCAGUGUCCGAUAGAAAAAUGCUGGGUUUGCCUACAACAGGUCCUUUGAAGAUAGAAGAUGUGAAAAACGCAUUUCGACUAUCAGCCUUGAAAUGGCAUCCCGAUAAGCAUCAGGGCCCUUCACAGUCAAUGGCUGAAGAGAAGUUCAAGUUAUGUGUUGACGCAUACAAGUCGCUGUGCAGUGCUCUUUCAGCGGCUUAAACCGUAAGCUUUGGUGCAGACAGGUUCAGCUCUUCGCAACAUUUCUUUCCAAGAGAAGGUUCAGUGAUAUUGUGACAUGAUUUAUUUAUUUCUACUGAUCAUCCUUACAAAGUUCAUAUCAGACGGUUCUAAACUUUUCCUGGUGCUACAUUUUUAUCUUGAUUUUUAAAAUUCCUUAUCAGAAAUUUGCAUCUUGCAACCUGAGGGUUUUUCUUCCAUUGUAACGAGUAAUUUGAUCAAGCUACUCAUUGGCCAAAGGUCAUUAUAAUAAGUACUGCUCUGUAGUUGGCAUUCUGUGAUUUCGAGAGAUUAUUAGAAAUGAUGAAUGCUACUUCAUUUUCCAAA